Messenger RNA from Toxotes jaculatrix (banded archerfish), 4766 nucleotides. It is a transcript of the gene rnf24, whose product is annotated as ring finger protein 24. The transcript is spliced from 6 exons. The record is from RefSeq and is a predicted model, not a curated record. Gene Ontology annotation, cellular component: endomembrane system. NCBI's taxonomy places the organism in Eukaryota, Metazoa, Chordata, Actinopteri, Toxotidae. The coding region runs from base 527 to 976 and encodes 149 amino acids. Gene Ontology annotation, molecular function: zinc ion binding; ubiquitin protein ligase activity.
CCGGCGGCAUUACACGCCUCGGCCUGUGUGUGCUGAGCUGACUGGAAGGAGGUGGGAUCUAGCUACUGGUGGUCGCGGGCUUGCAGUCGUUUACGUUCGAACCGUGUAGAUUUUGCCAGCCACGAUUCCCACUGACAACGACAGGGUGUUUUUUUUUUCAGGAGGUGGGAGGAAAUCACAACAAGAAAGCCACUCUUGGGAUCCCCUUGCCUCCCUGCCAACGACACACAUUCAUCCACCCUUGUUAUCUAUCACUAAUUAAUCGCCGUUUUCCAGCGAGAUUCUCGUUGACCGUAGCCGCCACCAUCGUCGACAGUACAGGGCUGUGUGAUGAGGUCGCCCUGCAGCAGAGGUUUGGUUACGUUAAGAUAAGGCGUUUUUUUUUAAAAUAUCGUCAGCACAGUCUCCGCUUUCAGUUUGGGUCGACUUGUCGCUUUCUGAAGCCUUCUAGCACCCCGAGUGUGUGAAGAAAGAGACUCCAGGAGAACGUAGCUACUACCGGGGCUGAGGGAAUCGCCGAAUAUCCAUGAGCUCCGAUUUCCCGCACUACAGUUUCAGGAUGCCAAAUAUAGGGUUCCAGAACCUUCCCCUUAAUAUCUACAUUGUGGUGUUUGGGACAGCCAUCUUUGUCUUCAUCCUCAGCCUCCUCUUCUGCUGCUACUUGAUAAGGUUACGGCACCAGGCGCACAAAGAGCUAUAUGCAUACAAACAAGUCAUUCAGAAGGAAAAAGUCAAAGAGCUAAAUUUGCAUGAGAUAUGUGCAGUGUGCUUGGAGGAGUUCAAACAGAAAGAUGAGCUGGGGAUUUGUCCAUGCAAACAUGCCUUUCAUAGGAAGUGCCUCAUUAAGUGGUUGGAGGUGAGGAAAGUGUGCCCGCUGUGCAACAUGCCUGUCUUGCAGCUCGCCCAGCAGGCUGGCAGCACAGAUGCCGCUGUGCCAAUACAGCAGCCUCUGCCUGGCAUCGAGAACCUGGUGUAGCAGACUCAAACCCUCUCAAACAGUACACUACAGACACACAAACACACAUCCCAUCACUCAUACUCUCAACUGUACAGGUACACUUUGGUAUGAGUCUGCAGAUAGGCUGGAGAAACUGGAGUUACUGCGCAGAUACUCAGUGAAUCAGCAGCCAUCGUCACCUCUCUUAUCUUUGCAUUGAUUCACAAAAGGAUUUCCUGAUAUCAGUUCUGACUGGUGAUCAACUGUUUUCAUGUUUUUCUUUUCGCGGACAAUGAAGAAGAGUUGAUGUAGAAGAAGUUUCCUUCUCGGCCGUGAUGUGGUCGAUAAUGUUUUCACAACCAAAGCACUUUUCUGGGGACACCAGCUAAAGACCAGGAUGAAAAAAAAAAACACAAAAGCCAAGAACUACAUUACACUAAAAAAUAUAAAUUGUUUUUUUUUUCCUAACAAGCACUUUACAAAAAGUCAAACCUUAAUUGCUUGUGAUCGUAGUAGCAAGGUCAUGUUUUAUAUUUCAUCAUUAACUAUUAUUUCUGUGCACAGUGCAAAAUCACAUGGGUUUUCAUUUUGAAUUAGUAAACUUUGAUUUUUAAACAAAAAAACAUAUAUAUCUUAAAGGGACAGCGAUACUUAUGUCGGUAGAUGUCAGGAAAUUUGGACAACGGUUUCUGUUCAAAUUGCACACAUACACAUGAGAGAAUAACCUCAAAGCAACCUCGAGACUUUAUGUCUGACUAAAUGUGAAAGGUUUGAAUGUGUUGAAACCCAGAAUUUUACACACAAACAUGAACACUAACACACUUUAUAUGAAGCCUGUAGAAUUUGUUCCCUCAUCACCUGUUUGUCAUUCAUAACCAUGUUACUGGUGUUACUAGCCUUUUUUUUUCAUUAUUCUGUCAAAACAGAAAGGUGAUACAGUGAACAAAUUAUAUUUUCAUUUAAUGAAUUUAUGGGGAAAUUCCCCCUACAUAUGAGUGCUGUUAGGCAAACGCAGUCAAUAUGCAGUCACCCCAGGCAUUACUCAUGAUCCUUUUGUUUGGUGGUGGGGGGGGGGACAAUUCAGUACCUCUCCAACAGAAAAAUCUAAAUUUGAAAGUACCUACUUCAACUCGUGUGAUUAUCUAAGCAGUAUUAGUGUGUAUAACCUGGUGCUUUGUCUAUAAAACUGCUUUACAGAACAAACACCAGUAAUGAGGCAAUAUUAAACAAGAAUCUGUAAAAUAACAUAAAUGUUCCAGUUUUAUCUUGCUCUGCUGCUGCAUCGUUUUAUUUUAUCGAAGCUGAGCUGUGUGAAUGUUGCAAUGGUUUGAGACACUUCACAAAACAAAGCAACAAAAGUCAAACUGUUAUUUUGAAUCUGUAUUGAACUAGCAUCACAUAUCCUGCUAGAAAAUAAUUGACAGUUCAUUUUAGGAAGAGAUCAGAAUGAACUCCGACUUAAAAUGUGGUGCACACACAGUUGCAGUUAUCUUUGCUUCUACCCCAGUAGAGAAUUUCUAUUUAUUAUAAUUUUUUUUUAUUUAUUGUCAUUUCUUGGUACAGCUGCAUUGAGUGAAUGAGUUAGCGGAUUGACACCUGCCUCACAAGUACUGCCCUCAGCAUGUUAUCAGCAUAUCCUUUGGUUAAGAUACAGACUACUUUGUAAAAACACACAUACAUGCACAGAGGGAGGGGCACAAGCUUCCCCCCUGCCUGGGCUGCCAGAGAGUCAGUGGUCAGCAGGUUGUAAUGAAGCAGCGUUUUCAUUCAUACACACACACAUACAGGGUAGUUCAGCUUUUUGGCUGCAGUAUUCUGGUGCUUUCGCCUCUCUCUCUCUUUCUGUACGGUACAGGGUGCUUUUUGUGUUGUGCCACACAUACAGUAACUCUGAGCCCUGCUUUUGUGUAUGUUUUUUUUGUCCUCAUCUCUUUUUAGCUGCAUUUGGUAAAUGUGUUGUGGGGAAACGUGCUGAUGUGAAAGGGGGCUAGAAAAAAAAAAAGCUGUGCUUCACAGUGAUGGACCUAAGAUAAGCUUUAGAAUUUCUUUUACCUGUGAUAUGUAUUGUCCAAUGACAAUCAUACAGUAUCUUUAAAGGCGCAAUCCGUGAUCCAAAUGUAAAUAAAAGAGUAGUCCCACCUACAUCAAAAGAAAAGAACUAAAAAAAAAUGGAACCUACUAUCAGGCUGUUGUUCAUGAUGAAAAAUAAACAACUAAACAGACUAUUGGAGUUCUGGAAAGUGGAGAAAGACACCAAAAACAAAAAAUUUGUGAAGAUACAGUAGUUCAAAUUGGAACAGUAAGGGAAUUACUGAUUGUGCCUUUAACAACGCUCUUUUUCCAAUUAUAUUUUAUUCUCUAUCAUCAAACACUGUCAUGGACAGAGUUGCACAGGUUCCCAGCACAUGGGCGGUUUGACAAGUGACAAUGCAUUUCACCUUCUGUGAGAGAAAAGCAUUGUUUCGCUCACCUCUGUGGUUUGAGUGUAGUCAGUUUUCUCUGUUGAAUGUCUGCCCUCACCCGACAGUGAUGACCUUUGUGUUGGGGUCAGAGCAUUCAGCAAAGUGUCAACAUUAAGAUGAGAGCGAAAGCCGGAUUUCUCUGACCCGUGUGCGUCAUUGCAGUCGGUUUUUACAUGUCAGAAAGAGGUCAUUGAUGAGAAAACUACUAACACUUCAAACUAAAAAUCAAAAAGUAGCCUUAUUUGAACAAAAACUGCCUGAAUUACAAAAAGAAAAAUAGACCAGGGCUGUGUUAAUUGGCAAUAUCACAACCUCUUCACUUUACAGUGGUAUUGAUGAUUUACUUUGUGAUUGAAGUACAUCAUCUGGCCUGACACUGAAAGGGUUGUGGUUAUAUGUUGAACAAAAUAUACAUAUGAGGGCCUUCUUCAGUAUGCUGUGCGAUGAGCGGUACCUGGUACCUCCUCGCUUCUUAGUCUUUGGUUAUGAAUAGGCUUGACUUUUUCAUAGAACUUACCCAACAUUAGUGGUCAUACAUUUUCCCCCAAGGCGUCACUGAUUAAACUAUAACUCUGGCACUGUCCCCAAAAGAUGACACAUUUUGUAGCUCAGUGCUAAAAAGACAAGUCUUAAAGCUUUGUUCCUGCUAAUGGUUUUGUUUUUGAAUGUAAGAUUCAUAAGAGAAAGAAAAGAAAAUGAGGAGAUAUAAUGUGAAAGCAUGCUAUUUUGCAUAGUCAAGUUGCCACUGAUAUCACCAUUGUUAGAUGUAUGUAGACAGUAGUGUCAGUAGUAGUGUAUUUAUACAUGAGGUGCACAAAAAAUGCUCCUUCGUAUAAACUAAAUGGCAGCUGAACACUUUCUGCCAUUUGGCCAUCUUAACUGUUGUGUUUGAUUGUAAACACUCUAAGCCUUUCCACUUGUACGUCCCCGUUUCCCUUCUGUGUGCCGUCCUGAUCCCACUGAAAACAAAGUGCCAACCCAAAAUGAAGUGUUAUGAAUCCAAGUCCGAGCCAACAAGAAAGAAGGCCCUGCAUUUUGAAAAGAAAAGAAGAGAAAAAAGGGCAGUGUCUCUGUCAGAUUAUGGCCAAAAAAAAAAAAAAGGAAACUGAGCCAGUCAUGAAUACAGUAAUAAAUGGCUUCCCACAAGUGAAAUCACCAUUGACGUCAGCACUGCUUCUGAAUUAACUCCAUUAUAAAUAGACAGGACACAAUGAGAUGAAAUAGCGCAGUCAUUCAGGAACACCGCUUCACAUCAAAAAUUUACUGCUACUCAGAAAAGGAAGCGUCUGAUGAUGGCAUCACAAAGUCAUUUAUAUGACUGUCCCUUCAGGGCACAGUGUUUGAUGACAAAACUGUUUUAUUAAAAA